Molecule: messenger RNA, 6443 nt
Organism: Sinocyclocheilus grahami
Lineage: Eukaryota; Metazoa; Chordata; Actinopteri; Cypriniformes; Cyprinidae
Product: neogenin-like
Exons: 28
Coding region: 1-4134 (1377 amino acids)
Biological process (GO): cell-cell adhesion
Cellular component (GO): membrane
Molecular function (GO): protein binding
Source: RefSeq, a predicted model, not a curated record
AUGGAUUAUUCAGAAUCAGCAGUGAGGAACUUCAGCCCAUUCCAGUUCUCCAUGGAGCCGUCAGAUACGCUGGCAGUGCGGGGAGCGCCGACACUGCUCAACUGCUCAGUCCACAGUGAGUUUCCUGCCAAGAUCGAAUGGAAGAAAGAUGGCUCUUUCCUCAGCCUGGCCUCAGACGAUCGCAGGCAGGUCCUGGCCGACGGUUCUCUGCUCAUCAGUUCAGUGGUCCACUCUAAACACAAUAAACCCGAUGAGGGGGUGUACCAGUGCGUGGCCACUAUAGACAACCUGGGCACCAUCAUAAGCCGUACAGCUAGACUCAGUAUCGCAGGUAUACCACGGUACCUGAGUCAGCCGGAAGCUGCAUCAGUGCGGGUGGGUGACAGUCAUGUGCUGAACUGUGAGGUGAAUCCAGACCUGGUGUCUUUCAACCGCUGGGAACAAAACAAAGAGCCGGUUGAGCUGGACCAGAGAGUCUUCACACUGCCCAGCGGGGCUCUUGUCAUCAGUAACGCAACAGAGGCAGAUGCUGGACUGUACCGCUGUGUGAUCGACAACGCUGGGCCCACCAAGACCAGUGAAGAAGCAGAAAUACAGAUACUGCCUGAAUCCGGGGAAGAAAGGACCCUGGAGUUUCUCCUGAAGCCUCAGCAUGUGUCUAAAUUCGUUGGCGAGAGCGUUCUGCUCCCCUGUGUGGUGACAGGAUAUCCCACAGCCUAUGUCACAUGGACGCACAAAGACCAGCUCAUUGAGUACAGCAAGGGCCGCUUUGAAGUGCUUGGCAGAGGCAGUCUGCGGAUCUUCAAUCUCACUGAGGAAGAUGCCGGUUUGUACAGCUGCAUGGCAGACAGUGUCAACGGAUCCAUAGGGGCCCAGACUGUGCUCGCGCUGAAAGCUUCCCCACAGUUCCUGAAGAAACCAGCUAACAUAUAUGCUCAUGAAGCCACAGACAUCACAUUCGAGUGUGAGGUCACCGGCUCACCCGCUCCCACCAUCAAAUGGGUGAAGAACGGAGAUGCUGUCAUUCCCAGCGACUAUUUCAAGAUCAUUAAGGAGCAGAACUUGCUGGUGCUGGGGCUGGUCAAGUCAGAUGAAGGUUUCUAUCAGUGUUUAGCUGAGAAUGACGAUGACAAUGUGCAGUCGAGUGCUCAGCUCAUCAUAUUGGAUCAAGGCUCCACAGGCAGCGCUGGUCCCACACCCUCCGCCCCCCGUGACAUUGUGGCCUCCCUGGUCUCCACCCGCUUCAUCAAGCUGACCUGGCGCCUUCCUGCUGAACCGCAUGGAGAUGACGUCACCUACUCAGUCUACUACAGCCUUGAUGGCAAUAACAGGGAGAGGAUAGUGAGCACAAGCCGUCCAGGAGAAAUGCAAGUCACCAUUCAGAACCUCAUGCCAGACACCAAGUACUCCUUCCGCGUGGUGGCCCACAACAGAAACGGCCCUGGAGAGAGCUCAGCGCCUCUGAGGGUCGCCAUCCAGCCUGAAGUCCAGGUACCUGGUCCUGCUCCAAACUUACAGGCAGUGGUUACGUCCCCCAGCACAGUGAGUCUCAGCUGGGACAUGCCCCUCACAGGCAAUGGCGAGAUCCAAAACUACAAAAUCUACUACAUGGAGAAGGGCAUGGACAGUGAGCAGCUGAGGAUAUGUGAACUAAUACUCUUCUCCCUCUGUUCAGUUCCCAGUGCUCCACCACAGAACAUGACGUUUGAAGUGCUGAACUCUAAGAGCAUCAUGGUCAGAUGGCAGCCUCCACCAGCAGAUGCUCAGAACGGUGAGAUCAUCGGCUACAAGAUCCGCUACAGGAAGGGUACGAGGAAGAGCGAGGCGGCGGAGAUUACUUCAGGAUCGCAACUCUAUCAGCUCAUAGAUGGUCUGCAGCGAGGCACUGAAUAUAUGUUGCGAGUGUCUGCCAUUACGGUCAACGGCACGGGUCCGGCCACAGACUGGACCACUGCUGAGACAUUUGAGAGCGAUCUGGAUGAGACAACUGUGCCAGACGUCCCGAGCUCCUUGCACGUGCGGCCACUUGUGAACAGCAUUGUAGUGAGCUGGACGCCCCCAGAGAACCAGGACAUUGUGGUGAGGGGUUAUACUAUCGGCUAUGGGAUCGGCAGCCCUCAUGCCCAGACCAUUAAAGUGGACUACAAACAGAGAUACUACACCAUUGAGAACUUGAAUCCCAGCUCGCACUACGUUAUCACACUGAAGGCCUUCAACAACGUGGGGGAGGGAAUCCCUGUGUACGAGAGCGCUAUCACACGACCCCAAUCAGACCCCAUAGACCCUAAUGUUGAUUUGUACGAACUUUUCCAUGCUCCAUACACUCCAGUACCAGACCCUUUACCCAUGCUGCCUCCAGUGGGCGUUCAGGCAUCCGUUCUGAGCCACGACACCAUCAAAGUCACCUGGGCGGACAACUCGCUGCCCAAGAACCAGAAGAUCACAGAUGCACGUUACUACACAGUGUGCUGGAAGACCAACAUACCUGCAAACACAAAGUUUAAGGUGGCUAAUACCACCACACUAACUCACACUGUGACUGGUCUUAAACCUAACACCUUAUACGAGUUCUCGGUCAUGGUGACCAAGGGCCGGAGGACCAGCACCUGGAGCAUGACUGCACAUGGAACAACUUUUGAAACAAUCCCAAGUUCUGCACCUAAAGAUGUGACUGUAGUGAGCAAAGAGGGACGACCACGAACCAUCAUCAUCAACUGGCAACCACCUUCAGAAGCCAAUGGCAAGAUAACAGGUUACAUCAUUUACUACAGCACUGAUGUGAAUGCAGAGGUUCAUGACUGGGUCAUUGAGCCAGUAGUGGGGAACAGGCUAACCCAUCAGAUUCAGGACCUGACCCUUGAUACCACCUACUACUUUAAGAUCCAGGCGCGUAACUCUAAGGGGAUGGGUCCAAUGUCUGAUGCUGCCCAGUUCCGCACUCCUAAAGCUGAAUCCUCUGACAAAAUGGCUAAUGACCAAGCUCCAGGUAUAUUGGUGAAACCAGGAAGACCCUCUGCACCAGAACAAGGUUUUGGAUCAGUUGGGAAAACAGAUAUGUCUAUGUCUGGCACUGGUGAUAACCACAUUCUUGUUAUCGUCAUAAUUGUGUCUGUGGGUGCAUUUACCAUCAUCCUGGUGGUGGUUGGCGCCUUCCUGUGUACACGCCGUACCACAACACAGCAGAAAAAGAAACGUGCAGCCUGCAAGUCCGCCAAUGGAUCCCACAAGUAUAAGGGCAAUUCCAAAGAUCUGAAGCCACCAGACCUCUGGAUCCACCACGAACGUUUGGAACUAAAACCUAUCGACAAAUCGCCUGAACUCAAUCCAGUCAUGACUGACACACCAAUCCCCCGAACCUCCCAAGACAUCACCCCGUUGGAUGGCUCUAUGGAUCCUAUGCUCCAGAGACGUAACUCCUACCGUGGCCAUGAAUCAGAGGACAGCAUGUCUACAUUGGCAGGCCGUCGGGGAAUGAGACCUAAAAUGAUGAUGCCCUUUGAUGCACAACCCCCUCAGCCUGUGAUUAGUGCUCACCCCAUCUAUUCCUUCGAUAAUCAUCACCAUCAUUAUCACUUGGGCAGCCUGGCCUCGCCAACACGCAGCUAUCUCCACCACCAGAGCAGCACGCGGUCCAUCGCCACCCCCAUCUCUCAUCUAGACAGGGCAGAGUCCACAGAGACAGUAAGGAACACCCCUAGUGCUGACCUGCUCCCUCCGUCUGGGCAGCCCUCCUGCACCACUGACCUUUUAGAGACAGACAUUAGCUACCACUGCUCAGCCACUGAGGAGGAGCCAGCAUUCACUACACCCAUAGCACACGUUCGUCCCACGCACCCACUCAAGAGUUUUGCAGUGCCUGCCAUCCCAGCUUACCCCAUGUAUGACUCGGCAGCAUUACCCAGCACUCCACUGCUAUCUCAGACAGGGCCUCACUCAGUUAAAACAGCCUCUAUUGGUACGUUGGGAAGGUCAAGAACUCCCAUGCCUGUCAUAGUUCCAAGUGCACCGGAUGUCUCGGAAAGCAGCAGGCUGCAUGAAUAUGCAGGGAGUAAUUACGAGACGGAUGAGUUGACAGAGGAAAUGGCCCAUCUGGAGGGCUUAAUGAAGGACCUAAAUGCCAUCACAACAGCCUGAGCACAAUCCUCACAAUAACACUAGACCUCACCUGUCACAGGGAGAACGUACAGCAUGGAGGAGUUCUCAGUCAUUUGCUAAAUUGAGAGUGCGAUAGGAAAAAAAACUAAUGUUUGGCAUACCUUGCUUACUCUCAGGAAAGAGAAACCCAUCAAAUGAGGACAGUGGACAUUCUGAGAAGGGACGUGUUUACUUCAACCAGAUGAUUGUGAUUUUUCUCUCAGCAUCCUAAAACGUUUCCUUAUGUUUCAGCGGAGACCGUUUGAAAAGACACCAUUUUAUUAUCCUACGAAAAAAGGAAAACUACAUUAUGCUGGUGUACGUGUUGGUGCGUGUAAGGCACAAUUUACAGUGUUUCAUUUGUAUGUUUUUGUAUCUAUAUAUAUUGCCCCCGUUCCAGUGAGCUGAACGUUGGACAUCAUCCUUUUGUCCUUUUUAUUUCUGCAACUCAUUUUGUAUUAAGCAUUUUAAUUUGAUGUCUAUUUUCAUAUGUCAUAUAAUGUGCCAUGUCUUAUUUUCUUAAACAUAUUUUGUAUUGUUUUAUAUGCAUAUACACUUAUCAGUUUGUAUAUAUGUUUAAAAUAGACUAAUUUCAUCACCACAGCAAUGUUUUUGACCUCUCACGACAGUUUCCGCUUAGUCAGCGACAUGCUGCUUUUUACUUUUGCUAUUAGAAUGAAUUUUUGCAGUUUGCAACGUCACGUCCCCCUUCUACAUUAUGCCUGUUUUAAAUGGGAGUUUCCUUCAGAAAUGCCUUAUUAAAUUUGUGUGGAAUGACGGAUAUCAGUACAACUGGGAAAUAUUUUCAAAAUGUUUAUCACACAACACUGUGAUAUUUAUUCUGUAAUGCUGAACUGGUCACUCAGUCCGGUGGUACGAGAACGUAGACCUUCAUCACGCAUGCUGUCAGACUUGGUGCUUAAACUCAAAACUUCAGGUUCUACACGUUACUGCUAAAUGAACACAUUUGGUACAUUGGAAAGUGCUUUAUAUGGUUUAUUUCCUUUUGCUGCAUUGGCCUGAAUUCUUGUAUCGGAGCUUACAUAAACUCAAUGAAUGACAACAUUCACUGUGAGAUUUUACAGACCACAUUCUUGGCACUUAAAGCAACAAAAUGCAAAUGCAACAGACUUUUAUACAGAACUCCUAGUGCUCAUCUUUUAUUUUCCAUUAUAUUUCUUCUAUUUUUUUCAUUGAAGAACUUGUAUAGCAUGUCAAUGUGUGAGGUAAAAAUCUCCCCUGCUGGAUACGGUUUUGAUCUGUACUUUUACCCAAAGAAAAUAUGUAACAGCAAUCAUAAUUUUGUUUUAUGAAUUUAAUGCCUCCUUGAAUAUCAUUCCGACUAAGAAAUUCUGGGUAAUUAUAGGAACAUGCUAAAAAAGCUUGGUAAAAACAAUAUGAUCUAUUUGGGAUAACCUAUCAAGUGGUACAGUCAAACCUUUAUUGCACUUUUUCAACAAUUUCAAGAAAAGAAAAAAACCAUUUUUACAUAAGUGUUUUGAAUAUAAAGCUCUAUUUGUGUAAUGUAGUGUCAUAGUUUAGCAUAGGCAGCUGGUCUUAUUUCUUUUGCCUCAAAUAAUAUUUGAGCGGCAGGUUUUACUGUGUUGCAUAUGCAGAAAUCUGUUGUUGCUUAUUUCUGUACAAAGAUCUUCUUGCCGUCUAGAAAUUGUGGCUUUAAAAAAAAAAUACUAAAGAACACUGCCUUUGGGUCUCCUUUACUUGCAUGCACUUAUUUUGAAACACAAUUUUGUUUUCCAGGUCUCCCUCACCAUUUAAAACACCCCACUUUUCUGGUCGUUGUUGAUUACUGAAGGACUUUUUACCAUCAUUCUCCAAACACUGGUUAGAAAUGGCUAAAAUUGAGCAAUUGGAAAUGUCCGUUAUAUUUCCAUGACUUUAUAUGAAAACCAGCUUUCCCCAUAGUAAUGGAGAAAUAAUGAACACCUGGCACAGGUUAAGCAUUUAACAUAUGUAGCAUGUCUUUUGAUUUACAUAUCAGAUUCUGUUGUUAAUACAGCACAGCUAUACAUUUCAGAAAUUAUUUUGUACAAGCUAAUUUAAAACUUGCUUUAACAAGGCGUAAAUGCAUUGUAUUACAACUUGAACAGGCCAGAUCCAGUGUUAUAAAGAGUGUUGUCAGUAGAAGAAUGAUCAUCCAGAUUAUCAAAAAUGACUUGUUAAACAAGGAUGUUCUUUUUUCUGCAGUCUUUAUUGACUUGUGAUAAAUUACACAUCUAGACUCCUCUGGGUGUUUUAAAGUUCAUUCCAAUACUUGGCUGGGUGACCUGCAAGUUGGAGAUGUUGCCGAA